AUGGACAGCGACCAUUAUCCCCUCAAUUUGGAUGAGAACUACUCCUAUGAGUACUCUGCGAAUGAGAGCAGCAACGCCUGCGAGAUGGGAGACUACUUGGUGUUCUACACCCAUCUCACCACCGUGCUCUACACACUGGCCUUUCUGCUCAGCCUGCUGGGGAACACUCUGGUGCUAUGGAUCCUGCUCAGAUAUGAGAACCUCACAUCUUUAACCAACGUCUUCCUCCUGAAUCUCUGUGUCUCUGAUCUGGUCUUCUCCUGCAUGCUGCCCUUCUUGGCAGUAGACCAGUCCUUUGGGUGGGUGUUUGGUGAGUUCCUGUGCAAGGCAGUGAAUGCUGUUUUCUCCAUCGGCUACUACAGCGGUGUUUUCUUUCUGACUCUCAUGACUAUCCUGCGGUACUUGUCAGUGGUGAACCCCCUCUCCAGUUUGAGAUCCCAGACGCAGCACUGUGGUCUUCUGGUGAGCUUGGCUGUCUGGACUGGUAGCAUCUUAAUUGUGGUGCCCGAGGUGAUUCAGACCACAGUGAAAGAGACCUUGGAUAGGUAUAACACCUGUGAUUAUGCCGACUGGAAAUGGAAGAAGGUGGACAUUUAUCAGAGGAAUGUUCUCUUCCUGUUUUCCUUUGGGGUCAUCGUCUUCUGUUAUGUCAAGAUCCUGAUAAUCCUGCUCAAAGCCAGAUCUCGCAGAAAGCACAGAACUGUGAAACUCAUCCUCAUUAUUGUGGUGGCUUUUUUCCUGAGCUGGGCACCUUACAACAUCCUCAGCUUUCUGAUUACUUUCCCAGCACCUAACUGUCAGUAUCAGAAAGACUCCAGCCUUGCCUUUUACAUCAGCCGUAAGAUUGCUUUCUCCCACUGCUGCCUCAACCCCGUGCUCUAUGUGUUUGUGGGAGUCAAGUUCAAGAGGCAUUUGCUGCGCUUAUACAGUCACUGUUUGUCCUGUGGCUAUGGCCAAGUCUCCAGCCCCAGGAUCUACUCUGAAGGUAAAUUCCACUAUGAAGGUGCAUCCAUCUACUGA
Messenger RNA from Indicator indicator, 1020 nucleotides. It is a transcript of the gene XCR1, whose product is annotated as X-C motif chemokine receptor 1. Bases 1 to 1020 code for a protein of 339 amino acids. Gene Ontology annotation, molecular function: chemokine receptor activity. Lineage: Eukaryota; Metazoa; Chordata; Aves; Piciformes; Indicatoridae. Gene Ontology annotation, cellular component: membrane. Gene Ontology annotation, biological process: G protein-coupled receptor signaling pathway; immune response; chemotaxis. The record is from RefSeq and is a predicted model, not a curated record. The transcript has a single exon.